CUUGAGUUGCUUAAAAAUAAAGAUUGGUAUACAAAGCAAAAACCAACAAGAAAUAAGCUGCAUAGCAUGGCCGGAGUAUCAACUGCACCAGCUACUUUUCCAAUGAGUCUAGACAAACCCGCAACGGUGGUGGUGAAGAGGCCCGCGAAAAAUGAAAGAGGACAUGGUGAAGAACAAGAAGAAGUGUUGGUGAUAGAAGGGAUAGAAGUCAAUAAAGAUGAGUUUGUGAAGUUUGAUGUGUUCAUCAAUGAUGAAGAUGAAGAAGUGGCGAGUGGCGCUGGACCUGAGAAAACCGAGUUCGCUGGUAGCUUCGUGAAUGUGCCACGUAAGAAGUGGGAAGAUGGCGGAGAUGGUAGUGGGAAGGUAAUAAAGACUAGGUUAAGAAUAGGUAUAAGUGAGUUGUUGGAGGAUUUGGGAGUUGAAGAUGAUGAUGAACAUGUGGUGGUUAAAUUGGUACCAAAGUGUGAUAAUGUUCAUGUUGUAAUAGGUGGUGUAAAAAUUGAGAUUGAGUGAUCAUUUAGUGAGUUGUAAUCUUAAUUAAUUUUAUGUCAUUUUUAUCAGUUUCAAUUAAAAUUUCGUAAUUUCUAUGACA
This is a messenger RNA of Helianthus annuus (common sunflower), 592 nucleotides long. Its product is annotated as polyphenol oxidase A1, chloroplastic-like. NCBI's taxonomy places the organism in Eukaryota, Viridiplantae, Streptophyta, Magnoliopsida, Asterales, Asteraceae. The record is from RefSeq and is a predicted model, not a curated record. The transcript has a single exon. Bases 67 to 513 code for a protein of 148 amino acids. Gene Ontology annotation, molecular function: catechol oxidase activity.